ACAAAAAAGCAAAAAAUGGAAAACCUCCGACGUGGAAAGGCCAAUAGCUUGCUUUGCCUUAAACCUCUUAAACCCAACAAGGACAUAGUCUCUCGUAUUCGUUUGAUCUCCAUGGCAGCCAUGAAGCUUCUCCUCUCGGAAGCUCGCCGCCAUUACCUCUUCCGCCCUCACUCCAACUUCCACAUUUCACCAUUUCUAGGGUUUCACAGAUCCCUUUGCUCAUCAUCCGAAUCGGACCCAACCGAAUCCCCCAGAAGACCCGCUAUACAGACCGUUUCCUACGCUCCCAAACCCAAAGACGAGUCCUCACCAGACCAAGACCCUCCUCAGCCAUCGUCAACAACACAAACUCAAUCACAGCAACAACAACCACCUCGGAGGCCUCCUCGCGACUCACUGAGCCAACCGAGGGAUGAAACCCGACCCGUUUGGACUCGUGAAGACAUCCGCUACGUCAAGGACGCCCCGACAAUCUCGCCCGUCUCGUACCCGACUCGUGUUGCGCCGCUGCCGGAAGAUAUGGUGUCGGCGGAGGGGGCGGGAAGUGAUUCGAAGCAAAGCAAGGAAUUGGAGAAGGAGACGAAGCGAAUCGAUGCCGAGAGUCAGUUGAGAAGGAAGGUUUUUAGGGUUGUGGAGGAGGACAGGGUGGCGGCUCCUUUCCCGAUGUUGAUUAAGGUUGAGAAGAAAGAGAGGAAGCCUAUUCUCGAUUUGACGGAGGCAAUUCGGCAAGUCAAGGCUAGUGCCAAGUGCAAUUUUGAUGAAACUGUUGAAGCACAUGCAAAAUUGGGUAUUGAUGCGAAGCGAGCGGGACGGGGAGUUCGUGGUAACAUGACUCUGCCUCAUGGUAGUGGGAAGGUUGUCAGGGUGGCCUUUUUUGCUGAAGGGGCACAUGCAGAUGAAGCCAGAGCUGCAGGAGCUGACAUUGUUGGUGGUGUGGAACUUGUUGAGGAAAUUGCUAGCAGCAACAAGAUCAAUGUUGACAAGUGUUUCGCGACAAAUGAAAUGAUUCUGCGUAUGGGGAAGAUUUCAAGGAUCCUGAGAGAGCGUGGUCUAUGGCCUGACCGUAAGUUAGGUACUGUGACAAAUGAUGUUUCUGAGGCACUGAAAAAAGUAAGCCAAGGUCAUAUUGAAUUUAAAAUGGACAGAACAUCAAUUGUGCAUGUGGGACUUGGGAAGGUGAGCUAUAACGAGGAUAAUCUACGAGAGAAUGUUGGUGCUUUUAUAAAUGCUCUUUUGCUUGCAAAGCCUGCAGGUUUAAAGAAGGCUUCGAAAUACGCAGGUUAUAUUACCUCCUUCCAUAUAUGUAGUACGAUGGGUCCAGGAUUGCCGGUAUCAGUACAGUCAUUAUCAAAAGCUGCAGAUCAUUACAACAAAGUAUACCUCAAAUGAUAGUCUCAGCUGACAAAUUUCAACAUAGAUGGAGACCAUUUCUUUUUUCUUUCGUUGAUUACGUUUCCAUUUUAGGAAUUGAGCCGUUGAGAACACUCUCUCAAAGAGAACUUUUCUUUUUUCGAGCGGUAAUCUUUUGUAAUGAUAGUUCGAUCCUGGGUAGAGUACCAUCUAUGUACUAAUUAAGUUUUGCUUACAUUUUGUUGAAAUGUGGUGGUUAUUUAACUCUUGUUUUAACUGAUUGCAUUUUUAGUAUAAUUCCAUAAUAGAUCAAGAUUCAAUUUAUAUA
This is a messenger RNA of Ziziphus jujuba (common jujube), 1678 nucleotides long. Its product is annotated as large ribosomal subunit protein uL1c. The coding region runs from base 16 to 1389 and encodes 457 amino acids. Lineage: Eukaryota; Viridiplantae; Streptophyta; Magnoliopsida; Rosales; Rhamnaceae. The record is from RefSeq and is a predicted model, not a curated record. The transcript is spliced from 10 exons.